UUAGUGCUCCUCCCUUCUCUGUUUGAAGGGUAGGAGUGGCCCGUUUUUCUUUAUCAACUCCACUUUGAGCUGCGCCACUGUUUCAUACACGACCAGUCGUCGGCCACCCACUGGCGACGUUUUUGUGGAGCGCGAAAUCGUUUUACGAGCAAAAUAAAGAAUUCGGAGUGUAAAAUAUUUGUUGUAGGUCAGUAGGCUCGAAUAACGAUUUUCAGUUCUGAAAAUGAGGUUACUGUGGAAACUGUAAGUGUAAGCUACAGGAACAAGUCCAUAAAAUACAUUAGGAGCAGAAGACGGAUCUCCACACCCUUCGCCAGGUUAGGUUGUUUGAGGACUGAUAAAAGACGAUGGAUGAAAGCCCUCAGCAGACUGUGCAAGGCCUGGGGUCUCUCCCGUUCUAUGUGGGAGGGACCCAGGUGUUGGGCCUGGCCUGUGUGGUGAUCACGGGUGUGUGGAUGGGUAGCUACCACGGAGGCUACGCUUGGGACGGCACCCAACAGGAGUUCAACGUACAUCCUCUCUGCAUGGUGCUGGGAAUGGUCUUUCUCUAUGGAGACGCAAUCCUGGUGUACAGAGUGUUUAGGAAUGAAAGUAAACGCAACGUCAAGAUCCUCCAUGCUGUGCUCCACUUCCUGGCCCUGAUUAUCAGCAUUGUGGGCAUAGUGGCUGUGUUUGACUAUCAUAACCAUGAGAAGAUCCCCAACAUGUACUCGCUCCACAGCUGGUGUGGUAUGCUCACCUUCCUUCUCUUCUGUAUACAGUGGCUGAUGGGGCUGGGCUUCUUCCUGUUCCCUGGGACUUUAACCUCCAUGCGGAGUUGGUAUCUGCCCCUUCAUGUGUUCUUUGGCCUGGCCAUGCUCGCCAUGUCCCUGGCCACCUGCCUCCUGGGCAUUUCAGAGAAAUUGUUCUUCGCCAUCCAGGCCACAUAUUCCCAGUUUGUGCCAGAGGGGAUCCUUGGGAAUGUGCUAGGAAUGCUGCUAAUAGCUUUUGGGAUUCUGAUAGGCUACAUAGUGACACGGGAGGACUUCAGAAGACCCCCACACCCAGAGGAAGAGGCAUUAUCUGUGCACUUCAAGACCCUGACAGAGGGAGGGAGCCCCUCCUCACCGUAAUUUCACCUAAACCAGGAAACACUGGUCCAGGAAAUCUGUGUAUAUAAACAAAUCUGCUUUAUUAGUGUCUUUGUUUCUGCGGUCUCAACAGCUACACCCCCUUGUGGCCAGACAUAGGUGUGACCAGAGCCAUAGAUUUGCACAAACUCUUAGAAAAGACAGGGGGCUAAACUCGAACAUACGCUGUUUUAGCGCAAACAUUGCCAUUGAGCACUUUCGACCGUUUCAGUGUAGUCAACCAAUUGGGUUGUCCAAAUUGUGUCUGUGGUGCUCUCUGUGCACUCGGACACCAAUAUGAUGAUCCUUUUCUGACAAUCUCUGGGAUGGAUUCAUUUUUUUGGAUGUUCCAUAUUCCAUUGUUCAUUCACUGGAAAAUGUAGAAUCUUCUAUAUUGCUGUGUCUAAAACUGUCAACUGCUGUUGGUCAAUAUAUGUGCAGCUGCCAUAGGAUGUCCUAUAAAUGCAUAAUAAAGAAACCUCAAUGUC
This is a messenger RNA of Esox lucius (northern pike), 1597 nucleotides long. RefSeq names its product cytochrome b561 (gene cyb561). The record is from RefSeq and is a predicted model, not a curated record. The coding region runs from base 348 to 1112 and encodes 254 amino acids. Gene Ontology annotation, molecular function: oxidoreductase activity. Gene Ontology annotation, cellular component: lysosomal membrane. Lineage: Eukaryota; Metazoa; Chordata; Actinopteri; Esociformes; Esocidae. The transcript has 6 exons.